Molecule: messenger RNA, 5292 nt
Organism: Bombina bombina (fire-bellied toad)
Lineage: Eukaryota; Metazoa; Chordata; Amphibia; Anura; Bombinatoridae
Gene: TIE1
Product: tyrosine kinase with immunoglobulin like and EGF like domains 1
Exons: 23
Coding region: 539-3925 (1128 amino acids)
Biological process (GO): positive regulation of kinase activity; protein phosphorylation; multicellular organism development
Cellular component (GO): signaling receptor complex
Molecular function (GO): ATP binding; transmembrane receptor protein tyrosine kinase activity; protein binding
Source: RefSeq, a predicted model, not a curated record
CAAAAAAGCUGAACAACUAGGAGAAGGUUAACGAAGGCAAGACACAGAGAAAGGAAGAGAUAGAAUACUAUUUUAUAUCAGAAAGCAAAAAGGUGAUACAAUUCAUAAAGUAGAAUAUUGACCAUACAAUUUAUGGUCACCUGUUUGGGACAAUGAAAGCAAAAAUGUACAAUUAGGAUUCAUCACAUGAUGACCAACUCUCUCUGGAAUUUUCUUUACAGCUUCAAGAAACUUGAAGAAAUCGGCUAAUCCUUUGGAUUUAGGUCUUCAACAUUUUUUUGGAUGUUCUGAUUAAUAUUUUCGUUAUGGUUAUGGUCUGUGGUGAUACUUUUUGGCACUGGAUAGAAUUCCAAAAUUUGGGUCUUUGCAUUCUUUAAGAUUUCUUUGUAACUUUGGAAUCUGUCUGUGACCUUUAGGAUCUACAAUUUGGUGAUGUUCCUCUGAGUCUUCUUUGAAAUUAUGUGGAUUUAAUAGACCAAUAGUCUACUGGAACGUGGGAGAAGGAAACUUGGAGUUAUUAAAAUCUACACAGAAGAUAAUGACUUUAGUUUUUCCCAUUUUGUUCCUUGUUUCAUGUCUUUCAGUGCUAAUAGGAGCUGUCCUUGAUGUCACAUUGGUGUCAGUAGCCAAUGCCAACCGUGGAGGAGACUUUCGUUUGUGGUGUGUGACAGGAGAGCGAGACAUGAGGGGCUCUGACCUGCGGAUAGAAAGGGAUAACAACAUUGUACGCACUACAUCAAAGAAACGAUUCAAAACCAAAACUUCAGAGAAGGAUGUGCAAGCCACUGACUUCUCGUCCAAUGAACUUGUAGGGGUCUUCUACUGCCGGGGAAAAGCUUCUUCAGAAAUUACACAAAUUCUCUAUGUGUAUAACAGUCCAAAUGCUCAUCUAUAUCCAGUCCAAGUGACAGUGACCGUUAGUGUCAAACAGAAUGCACAGCUGAAGGCGAAGAUAUUACAUUCUAAACAAAGUGACAUUAUGUGGAAAUCCAACGGUACCUUUUACCAAACAACUUACAAGGAGGAUAUGUCUGAUGAUAUUGCUCGACUGUAUUUCGAAGAUGUCAAAGUGAAUAACGCAGGAGUAUAUAGUGCAGGCUUUAUGGACUCCAGCCCUCUGUUCAAUGCCUUCUUCAGACUCAUUGUCAGAGGGUGUCCAGACAAGAAGUGGGGACCAUCAUGUCAGAAGGAUUGCCUUGAUUGUCUCAAUGGUGGGAUAUGUCACGACAUCAGCGGAGAGUGUAUUUGUGCUCCUGGGUUUAUGGGAACUCGCUGUGAAAAAGCUUGCAGAGAAGGAAAUUUUGGCAGAAACUGCCAGGAGACAUGUAAAAAAGAACAUGGCUGCAAGGGUUGGACUUUCUGCCUUCCAGACCCAUAUGGCUGUUCAUGUGGCAGUGGCUGGACUGGGCCGGAUUGCCAAACAGCUUGUCCCUCCGGCACAUAUGGAGCAAACUGUGCACUUCAGUGUGAAUGUGAAAGUGGCGGCUCGUGUAAUAGGUUUAGUGGCUGUGUGUGCCCCUCGGGAUGGCAUGGGCAGCACUGUGAAAAGUCAGAUAAAAUUCCUCAGAUCACAGAUCUCCUGUCAGAGGUUGAAUUUAACCUGAAUUCUACAGCGACGCUGCGGUGCGCAGCAUCUGGUAAUCCUCAGCCCAUCAUGGAGAGCAUUGUGCUGCGCCGGCCUGACGGGUCUGUUAUCACAGCCAGUAAGGCAGUGCUGGACCGAGAACAAAGCACGUGUGAGUUUACAGUGCCCUCCCUGAGCCUUGCGGACAAUGGUCUGUGGGAAUGUCGCGUUUCCACCAGUGGGGGUCAGGACACUCGCAAAUUCCAAGUUCACGUUAAAGUGCCCCCAGUCCCUCUGGAUCCACCAGUUUUGCUGAGCAGACACAGUCGACAUUUGAUUCUUUCUCCGCUGCGCCACUUUUCCGGGGAUGGCCCCAUCACGUCAAUCAAAUUGCUUUACCAACCGUCAGUGGGAAACUCCGACUGGUCCUCUAUCAUAGUUGAACAGAAAGACAACAUCACUCUGAUGAACUUGAAGCCUCUCACAUCUUACCUGGUCCAAGUGCAGCUGAGCCGGCCAGGUCCUGGUGGGGAAGGGCAAUUGGGACCCUUGGCCAUUAUGAAGACGGACUGUCAAGAGCCAGUAGUGAAACCAGUCAUCAACAGUUACUCGGUAGAAGACAGGAACAGCCUUUAUGUCAACUGGUACCUUCCUCCUGGUCCCUUUAUUGGAAGUGGGUUCUUGGUGCAAAUUUAUCAUCCAGAAAACAAUCUUAUUAAUCAAGAAAAUAUCACCUCUGUGCAUGUGAUGUCUACGAGGAUUCCUGGCUUGAGCACUAAUAAAGAAUAUACACUCAGGGUUAUCCUAUACCAUUGCUCAUCUCUGGGUCCUCGGUCUGAUCCAUACAAAGUUAGAAUCAAUAGCAAGGGACCGUCACCUCCAAAGGAUGUCCGAGCUGAACCUCUCUCUAGGGACAGUGUGAGGAUAAAUUGGCUGCCUCCUGAUGACCCCAAUGGAGGAAUCAUUAAAUAUACAGUUGAGAGCCGACGAGUAGACUUCCCCGGGGAACAGCAAUGGGCAGAUACGGAGAACCAAAACCAAACAGGCCAUGUGAUAAGUGGCUUAAAUGCCAGUACUAUGUACAAGUUCCGUGUGCGCGCAAACUCUAGAGUGCCUGGAGAAUGGAGCCAACCUGUGACCGCAGCAACUUAUAGCGAGGAGCUACAAAGCAUGGUCCCCAGCAUGGAGAGCCGUAAUCCUCGUACUUCAGGGGCGGGUCACCAGCUCAUCCUGGCUAUUAUUGGUUCAGUGUCAGUCACAUGUUUCACCAUUAUUGUUGCACUACUCGCUCUCUUCUGUAUAAAAAAGAACUUCUUUCAUCGCAGACGAAUGUUCACAUACCAGUCUGGAUCUGGUGAAGAAACCAUCUUGCAGUUUAAUUCUGGGACCCUUACGCUCACCCGUCGUCCGCGUCCUCAGACAGAGCCACUUUCAUACCCUAUUCUAGAGUGGGAUGAUAUAAAGUUUGAGGAUGUGAUUGGAGAAGGGAACUUUGGUCAAGUCAUCAAAGCCAUAAUUAAGAAAGAUGGAAUGAAAAUGAAUGCGGCUAUCAAGAUGCUAAAAGAGUUUGCAUCUGAGAACGAUCACAGGGACUUUGCCGGGGAGUUGGAGGUCUUGUGCAAAUUAGGUCACCACCCUAAUAUUAUAAACCUCCUUGGAGCCUGUGAGAACAGAGGAUACCUGUACAUUGCCAUUGAGUACGCACCUUAUGGGAACCUACUUGACUUCCUAAGGAAAAGCCGAGUUCUCGAGACAGAUCCUGCAUUUGCCAAGGAACAUGGAAAAGCCUCAACAUUAACCUCACAGCAGCUGCUACAGUUUGCUUCAGAUGUGGCCAAAGGAAUGCAGUACCUCAGUGAGAAGCAGUUUAUUCACAGGGACUUGGCCGCACGGAAUGUUCUGGUUGGGGAAAAUUUAGUUGCAAAGAUUGCUGACUUCGGUCUUUCUCGGGGAGAGGAGGUUUACGUAAAGAAAACCAUGGGACGUCUGCCAGUGCGCUGGAUGGCUAUUGAAUCCCUAAACUACAGUGUUUAUACCACAAAGAGUGAUGUUUGGUCGUUUGGUGUUCUGCUCUGGGAGAUCGUAAGUUUAGGUGGGACUCCGUAUUGUGGAAUGACUUGCGCUGAGCUGUAUGAGAAUCUUCCACAGGGAUACAGAAUGGAAAAACCAAGGAACUGUGAUGAUGAAGUGUAUGAUCUAAUGAGGCAGUGCUGGCGAGACCGACCCUAUGAGAGACCCCCAUUCACUCAGAUAUCACUGCAGCUUGAACGCAUGUUAGAGGCAAGAAAGGCAUACGUGAAUAUGGCGCUGUUUGAGAACUUCACAUAUGCUGGAAUUGAUGCCACAGCAGAAGAAGCAUAACGGAUGGACAGAUCGUGUUCUGUGUGUCAUAGAACCUAUAAUACGUGAAAACUAUAACUGGAUUUAUGGACUAAAGCACAAAAAAGCUAUUGAGAGACUCACAUAUCUCUAAUGUUGUGCUUUACACUGUGUAGUGUCCUUUACAAUAUGUGCAAUGAAUAUGUAGCAUCCUGCCCCAUAGCUCCUUUUGUUUUAUACAUUUAAACAAGUAAAGUGUGUGUGUAUGGCUGUAAGUGACUGAUAAGCAUGUGUGAUUAUCCAGCAUAAGACUGCCGCAAAACCUGCAUGUUGUAAAAAGUAUAUAUAGUUCCCUUUUGUUUUUCUUGUACAGUUUUGUUCCACUACAAGCUUCAAGAAGACCAGCAAUGGCAAACUUGAGCAUACUUCCCAAUAUUGACAGCUAAGCUAUCAGGACCUGGAGGCUCAGGACAAACGCUGGUGUUCUGACAAGUCAGAAUGGUGUUUGGCAAAGACAGUCUGGAGACAUGGCUGUAUAGACUAGGGUGGAGUUAAGGUGACGGUGUAGUGUCUGGUAUUUGUGGCCUGGGUUCAAGAAUUCCACAGUUUCACUUUGAGAAAUAAAUAGAUCAGAAUGUUGGAAAAGCAAUAGGACUGAGCUUCCAAACUGUGACAACGACACAAAAUGUCAGACAAUUGUAUGCGCUAGGUCAUUGCAUGCAAAGGCCCCACUGGGAGCUCACAAGGAGUUGUCCGAACUUUAAUAGUUUAUCUUUGUGAUUAAGAUGAAAUAUAACCAGCAACCAAGCAAGCUGUAGAAAAUGUCUGUUCUGCUUCUAUCAGCGUAUCUUCACGCCAACCAUGUAAAUAUGUGUAUCCACAAACAUAUAGUGGUAGUGUAUGCAAGGGAAUUUAAGUUUAUGUCUGACUGCAGGUUAUAUUGUUCCCUUAGGCAACAAAGACAGCUGCCUAUGGGUGCCUUGUCAGAGUGUACACUCAUGGAUACUCCCUAACAUCUACAUUCUUCUUCAUAUGAGCUUAGCUGCCUGGCACAGCCAAUCAGAACUGCACUGGAUAAAUUGAAGGAUAUUUGUAAGCAGAUAUGUGUUUGUGGGUAGGCAGCAGUGCUAAAUUCACUGGGCACACAUUGGUUGCAAAAUCACUGAGAGUGUAAUUGGCUUAUGCAGUGAUAUAUAAAUUAAGCUCAGGACUAACCACCUUUGUUUAACAAAACAUUUAAAUAAUUCAUAUAGUUGUAUAUAGUCCCAUUUGUAUUCUCAGAAGAUUCUCAUUAGGCACUAAUUUGAUCAGUAACAUGGUGCCUGGGUUCAAAAACUGUUCUGCAUCACUGAUCUAGACCUAUCAUAGUGCUGAGCAUUAUGUGCUAAUAAAGUAUAUUUCUCUUUGUA